This is a messenger RNA of Pogona vitticeps (central bearded dragon), 4657 nucleotides long. RefSeq names its product phosphoinositide-3-kinase regulatory subunit 4 (gene PIK3R4). Gene Ontology annotation, molecular function: protein serine/threonine kinase activity; ATP binding; protein binding. NCBI's taxonomy places the organism in Eukaryota, Metazoa, Chordata, Lepidosauria, Squamata, Agamidae. Gene Ontology annotation, cellular component: late endosome; phosphatidylinositol 3-kinase complex, class III, type I; nucleus-vacuole junction. The record is from RefSeq and is a predicted model, not a curated record. Gene Ontology annotation, biological process: macroautophagy; autophagy of peroxisome; late endosome to vacuole transport.
GUAGCCGAGGCUUGGGGGGCCAGUUCCGGCCCCGGCUUCCCCGGGCUGGCCUCCCUCGAGUGGAGGCGGAGAGGGAGAGAGAGACACCGGGUGGCGUUGUGAUAUCAAAGGAAAGGUGCUAUCAUGGGGAACCAGCUGGCUGGUAUUGCACCUUCUCAGAUUCUUUCUGUGGACAGCUAUUUCUCAGACAUCCAUGACUUUGAAUAUGAUAAAAGCCUGGGCAGUACUCGCUUUUUUAAAGUUGCCCGAGCUAAGCACCGAGAAGGUCUAGUGGUUGUCAAAGUGUUUGCCAUUCAAGAUCCAACUCUACCAUUGACUAGUUACAAGCAGGAGCUGGAAGAACUCAAAAUAAGGCUGCAUUCGGCACAAAACUGUCUGCCAUUUCAGAAAGCCACAUUGUCUGAAAAAGCAGCAAUGCUGUUCAGGCAAUACGUUCGGGAUAAUCUCUAUGACCGGAUUAGUACUCGGCCUUUCUUAAACAACAUUGAAAAAAGGUGGAUAGCCUUCCAAAUCUUGACUGCAGUGGACCAAGCACAUAGGUCCGGGGUCCGUCAUGGGGACAUCAAAACUGAAAAUGUCAUGGUGACAAGCUGGAACUGGGUUCUUCUUACAGAUUUUGCAAGUUUUAAACCAACCUACCUUCCUGAGGACAACCCUGCAGAUUUCAAUUAUUUUUUUGAUACAUCACGAAGGAGGACAUGUUACAUUGCUCCAGAGCGGUUUGUUGAUGGCAGCAUGUUUGCCACUGAGUUGGAGAACAUGAGAGAUCCUUCCACUCCCCUGGUGGACCUAGCCAACAGUAAUCAACGAAGCAGAGGGGAGCUGAAACGUGCAAUGGAUAUCUUUUCUGCAGGUUGCGUAAUUGCAGAGCUGUUUACAGAAGGUGUACCCCUGUUUGACUUAUCACAGCUUUUGGCAUACAGAAAUGGUCUCUUUGCCCCAGAGCAAGUCUUGAAGAAAAUUGAAGACCGAAGUAUUAGAGAACUGGUUAUCCAAAUGAUCCAUUGUGACCCAGAAAAACGUUUAUCAGCUGAAGACUACUUGAAACAACAGCGUAAUAAUGCUUUCCCUGAAAUAUUUUACACUUUCCUCCAGCCUUAUAUGGCGCAGUUUGCCAAGGAGACCUUUGUAUCUGCAGAUGAGCGCAUCCUGGUUAUUCGUAAAGAUCUGGACAAUAUCAUUCACAAUCUCUGUGGGCAUGACCAGACAGAAAAAGCCGAGGGAGAGACAAAGGAGAACGGGCUGGUCAUUUUGGUUUCAGUAAUAACUUCAUGCCUGCAGACUCUCAAAUACUGUGAUUCAAAGCUAGCUGCCUUGGAGUUGAUUCUCCAGCUGGCACCCAGGUUAAGUGUGGAAAUCCUGCUUGAUCGUAUCACACCGUAUCUCUUGCAUUUCAGCAGUGACUCUGUGCCCAGAGUGAGGGCGGAAGCUGUUAGGACACUCACUAAAGUUCUUGCUCUUGUCAAAGAGGUGCCACGCAAUGACAUCAACAUCUAUCCGGAGUACAUCUUGCCAGGCAUUGCCCACUUGGCCCAGGAUGAAGCCACGAUUGUCCGACUUGCUUAUGCUGAAAACAUAGCAUUGUUGGCGGAAACUGCUCUGAGAUUCUUGGAACUUGUCCAGCUGAAAAACCUUAACAUGGAGAAUGAAACAAACAGUGAAGAAACAGAUGAUGCAACACACCCUAGUGAAAAUUAUGACACUGAGCUUCAGGCCUUACAUGAAAUGGUCCAGCAGAAAGUUGUCACAUUGCUGAGCGAUCCAGAAAACAUUGUGAAGCAGACCUUGAUGGAAAAUGGAAUCACUCGCCUUUGUGUCUUCUUUGGACGUCAAAAAGCCAAUGAUGUUCUCCUGUCCCAUAUGAUCACCUUCCUUAAUGAUAAAAAUGAUUGGCAUCUGCGGGGAGCUUUUUUUGAUAGUAUAGUUGGUGUUGCUGCUUAUGUUGGCUGGCAAAGUUCCUCAAUCUUGAAGCCUCUUCUCCAGCAAGGGCUCAGUGAUGCUGAAGAAUUUGUCAUCUAUAAAGCCCUCAAUGCCCUUACUUGUAUGUGCCAGUUAGGGCUUCUACAGAAACCACAUAUAUAUGAAUUUGCCAGUGACAUUGCACCGUUUCUGUGCCAUCCCAAUCUCUGGAUACGCUACGGAGCAGUUGGUUUUAUUACUGUCGUAGCACAGCAUUUGAACAUUGCCGAUGUUUAUUGCAAGCUCAUGCCUUACCUUCAGCCUUUUAUCACUCAGCCCAUAAUACAGAUAGAUAAAGAAAUAGUCCUACUGAGUGUCCUCAAAGAGCCUGUAAGCCGUUCUAUAUUUGAUUAUGCCCUUCGAUCAAAGGACAUAGGGAGCCUUUUCAGAACACUUCAGCUUCGUCAGAAGAAAAGGAAUGGAACUCUUCCUGAAUGCCCACCCCCUGAAGAUCCAGCAAUUGCACAGCUGCUGAAGAAGCUACUUUCUCAAGGGAUGACCGAGGAAGAAGAAGACAAACUACUAGCCUUAAAAGACUUCAUGCUGAAGUCAAACAAAGCCAAAGCUAAUAUAGUGGACCAGAGCCAUCUUCAGGACAGCACCCAGAAAGGAGUGAUUGACCUGGCAGCUCUAGGUAUACCUGGGAGACAAGUUGAUCUUGUCAAAACUAAGCAGGAGUCUGACGACAAACGUGCUAGAAAACAUGUAAAACAGGAUUCAAAUGUAAAUGAAGAAUGGAAGAGUAUGUUUGGUUCUUUGGAGCCUUCUAAUGUACCUCAACCAAUCAACAAAGGUCACAGCCAAGCCACAGAUCAAGAAGCCAUCCAGAGUGGGAAACCUCUUCGAUCUGAGUCUUCAGCUGGUAUUCCUGUGCCUUUGUCAUCUUCACCACAGGCAGCAGAUGGAACAGUUGUCCAAGUCAGGAAACCAGCUAUACAAGUUUUAACCAGUAUUGCUUCACCGUCAACAUACCAACUGCGCAUUACUUCUUGUAAAACAGAACUUCAGCAGUUAAUCCAGCAAAAGCGUGAACAGUGCAAUGCAGAAAGAAUUGCUAAACAGAUGAUGGAGAAUUCUGAGUGGGAGAGCAAGCCUCCACCUACAGGAUGGCAUCCUAAAGGACUUCUAGUUGCUCAUCUUCAUGAACAUAAAGCUGCAGUGAACCGCAUCAGAGUUUCUGAUGAACAUUCAAUUUUUGCCACAUGCUCAAAUGAUGGAACAGUGAAAAUCUGGAACAGUCAGAAAAUGGAAGGCAAGACUACUACAACUAGAUCAAUUCUGACAUAUUCUAGGAUUGGAGGGCGUGUGAUGACUCUCACUUUUUGCCAGGGUUCUCAUUACUUGGCUAUUGCUUCAGAUAAUGGAGCCAUUCAACUGCUUGGGAUUGAAGCUUCAAAACUACCUAAAUCUCCAAAGAUCCAUCCAAUUCAAAAUAGGUGUUUGGAUCAGAAGGAUGAUGGCUGUGUGGUAGACAUGCAUCAUUUUAACUCAGGAGCCCAGUCAGUGUUGGCUUAUGCCACUGUGAAUGGUUCCUUGGUAGGAUGGGACCUGAGAUCCUCCAGUAAUGCCUGGACAUUAAAACAUGAUUUGCGGUUGGGACUUAUAACCUCAUUUGCUGUUGACAUGCAUCAGUGCUGGCUCUGUAUCGGUACAAGUAGUGGCACCAUGGCUUGCUGGGACAUGAGGUUCCAGUUACCCAUUUCCAGCCAUUCCCACCCUUCCAGGGCACGGAUCAGAAGACUGUUGAUGCAUCCCCUUUCCCAGUCAUGGGUGAUUGCAGCUGUUCAAGGCAAUAAUGAAGUCUCCAUGUGGGAUAUGGAAACAGGUGACAGACGCUUCACAUUAUGGGCCAGCAGUGCACCUCCUCUUUCAGAAAUGCAGCCUUCACCUCAUAGUGUUCAUGGAAUAUACUGCAGCCCAGCAGAUGGAAAUCCUAUAUUAUUGACAGCAGGUUCAGACAUGAAGAUAAGAUUCUGGGAUUUAGCAUACCCAGAGAGGUCCUACAUAGUUGCUGGAAGUUCUAGCUCCCCGUCUGUAUCAUACUAUCGAAAGAUUAUUGAAGGAACAGAAGUAGUUCAGGAAAUUCAAAACAAGCAGAAGAUAGGGCCCACUGAUGAAACUCCCCGGAGAGGUCCAGAGUCUCUGCCGGUUGGGCACCAUGAUAUUAUUACAGACAUUGCCACUUUCCAGACAACUCAAGGAUUUAUAGUUACUGCAUCACGAGAUGGGAUUGUCAAAGUGUGGAAGUAACAGUUGCACUGAUGUAUAAAUAUUGUAAAUAAUAAAUGGCAAGAAAUUGAGCUGCUUUGAAGAAUUCCUUCCAGAACAUAAGGACAAUGGUCUAUGAAGCACAGGAAUGUGACCAGUAAGUCUCUUAGCAACACUGAUCACAAAUAUUAGUCGCUCUUUCAGAAACUGCCACUAUAUUAAAGCAAAAUGAUUUAUGUAGCAUUUUCUAAAACUACCAUGCCAAAAAAAAAUAGUGAAGAAAAUGUACUAAACAUCUAACCAUGGCAUUGUUCAGAACGCUUUAAAAUUGUUUAUAAACAUGAAGAAAACAGCUGUGUUCCACAUAGACAAUAUUUAUGCAAACAGACCUUUUUUUUUACAGUGAAUGAAAGAAUGAUAAAAUUGCACUUUUGUUCAUGCAUAUUCAAACUCCUGUGUACUAAAUAUGGAAAAUAAAGAGUUUGAAUCA